This is a messenger RNA of Chlorella variabilis, 888 nucleotides long. RefSeq lists its product as hypothetical. NCBI's taxonomy places the organism in Eukaryota, Viridiplantae, Chlorophyta, Trebouxiophyceae, Chlorellales, Chlorellaceae. The transcript is spliced from 5 exons. The annotation marks the transcript as partial. The record is from RefSeq and is a predicted model, not a curated record.
ACGGUGGCAGUGGCGGGGGCCACGGGGCUGGUGGGCGGGGCGCUUGUGAAGCAGCUACUUGCAGAGGGGUAUGCGGUGCGUGUGCUCACCCGCAACGUGGUGGCCGCCCGCGGCAAGCUGCCCUACCCCGGCCUCCAGUUUGUGGCGCCGGCGCAGUGGUCGGCGGCGGUGUGCGGCACCACGGCGGUCGUCAACCUGGCAGGCGAGCCCAUCGCCACGCGGUGGACCUCCGCCAUCAAGGCCGAGGUGAAGCGCUCGCGCGUCGCCGUCACCUCGCAGCUGGCAGCCGCCAUCAACGCCUGCCCCUCGGAGCAGCGCCCCAAGGUGCUGGUCAACUCCUCGGCGGUGGGCUACUACGGAAACAGCGAGUCCCAGACCUUCAGCGAGGCCUCCCAGCCGGGGCGCGACUACCUGGCGGAGGUGUGCCGCGAGUGGGAGGCGGCUGCCGGCCAGGCGCAGACGCGCGUCGUGGUGCUGCGCACCGGCAUCGUGCUGGCCAGGGAGGGCGGCGCGCUGGGGCGUAUGGUGCCCGUGUUCCAGAUCUUUGCGGGCGGGCCACUAGGCUCGGGGCGGCAGUGGUGCAGCUGGAUCCACAGGGACGACGUGACGGCCAUGGUGCUGGAGGCCAUCCGGAACGACAGCUGGCAGGGGGUGUACAACGCCACGGCGCCCAACCCGGUGCGCAUGGGCGAGCUGUGCUCAGCGCUGGGGUCGGUGAUGGGGCGCCCCUCGCUGGUGCCCGUCCCCGACUUUGCGCUGCGCACGCUGCUGGGGGAGGGCGCCAGCGUGGUGCUGGAGGGGCAGCGCGUGGUGCCCACCCGCGCCCAGGACGCGGGCUUCAAGUUCAGGUACACCCAGGUGGGGGAUGCGCUGCGCAACGUGCUGCGC